CGCGGUUGCUAUGGAGACGGCGGCGCGCUGUCUGAGCAUGCGCGGGCCCGUCCGCCGGGCUUCCGGCAGCCCAGAAGGUUCGGAGCGGCGGGAGCUGAGCUGGGAACAUGGAGCGCUACGAUCCGGCGGCCUUGGGCGCCCUUCCCGUGUCCGAUCUCAGGCAAUACAAAACCUGUUGCAGCAGAUCAUGUUCAGGACACCUUACCAAAAAUGAGGGUUCAUUAACAUCAACUUUAAGAACACUUCUGUUCUUCACAGCUCUAAUGAUCACAUUACCGGUGGGGCUGUAUUUUUCAUCCAAGGCUUAUUUAUUUGAAGGUACCUUAGGAAUGUCUGAGAGAGACAGCUACUUUUAUGCUGCCAUAGUUGCUGUAGUUACUGUCCAUGUGGUGCUGGCUCUCUUUGUGUAUGUAGCAUGGAAUGAAGGUUCUCGGCAGUGGCGGGAAGGCAAACAGGAUUAAUAGGAAGAUCAUCAUCACCUGAUGCCUACAGACUCUACAUCAAAUUUUUGCAAGCUGAAGGAAAAACAUUCCUUAAAAUGUGUACAAAGAUAAGGCUCAUGCCUCAACUCUGGUUAGUAAAAGACUUGUGCUCGUCUUGAAUGUAAUACCAAUGGUUUCUGUAAUGCUGAGGGCAGGUGUUCUGUAGCCAGUCUCUGACAGGUUGAGCUGAGGUGGUCUUUACCAGGAAUCAGAAUAAUUGUAUUUUUUUUAAAAAAUCCUGUAGCUGUUUUUGCCAUUCCUAAUAUUUCUCUGGCUUGCACUGAAAAUCACAUUGGCACGAAGCAAGCAUUACAUCUUCAAGUAAUUAAGUUGCUAGUUAAAAAAAAAUUCUACAUUACUCAUUACUGAACUGCAAUGGAAAAGGUGGGAUUGGACUUUGCAGUGAGCAGUUUCCUAAUUUAUGUGUGCCAUGGUUUAACCCCAGCCAGCAGCUAAACACCACACAGCUGCUUCUUCACUCCUCCCUAGUAGGAUGAGGGAGAGAGCUGAAAAGGUAAAAGGGAGAAAACUUGUGGGUUGAGAUAAAAGACAGUUCAACAGGUAAUGCAAAAGCUGUACAAGCAAAGAAUUCAUCCACUGGUGCCUGAUGCCAGGCAGGUGUUCAGCCAGCUCCAGGAAGGCAGGGCUGCAUCACAUGGAAUGGUGACUUGGGAAGAGAACACAAUCACUUUGAACAUCAUCCCCCUUCCUUCUUCUUCCCCCAGCUUUAUCUGCUGAGCAUCAUGUCACAUGGGCUGGGAUGUCCCUUGGGUCACUUGGGCUCAGCUGUCCCUGCUCUGUCCCCUCCCACCUUCUUGUGCUCCCCUGGCCCACUGGCUGGGGGUGUGUGAGGAGCAGGAAAGGCCUGGGCUCUGGGUCAGCACUGCUCAGCAGUGACAGAACCAGCCCCGUGUUACCAACACUGUCCUCAGCACAAAUCCAAACCCUAGCCUGUACCAGAUAUAUUGAAGAAAAUAAACUGUCCCAGCCAAAACCAGUGCAAUGGGACAGGCAUAAAUAAAAAAUUUCUGAGUUUAGAAGUAACUGCAAAACCAGAACUGGUUAGAAACUCAGGUGAUGUCUUUCUAAUGUGAAAUACAAAGGGGGUUUUGUUUUCAAAUGUUUUUUUUAAUUAUUAUUACAGUAUAAAAUUCAGUCUUUAAUUUCUUUUUGGGAGGAUUGUUUUAUAUUACAUUACUUACCUUUCCACUCUUCCACAGUUAGCCUUGAUGAAUCCAGGGAAAUGACAUAGCAUAUUUUUGUAUGUCUGUACAUUUAUGUAUUUUGAUAGUUGCUAACAUAUAUUGUUGGAUUUUCUGUGGUAAAGUAAAACCAGUAACAGCUCUAAGGCACUAAUGGCCAGUAGAGGAAGGAGCAAGAGAAAGAAAAUCUAUGGCCAUCUGCAAAGAUUGUGUUUGAUGAAGCAGAACACAAGAGUGAUCAUGUGGAAAAUUCUCUCCAUAACUAAUAAUUUGUACACUGUGAAAUAUGCUCAUUGUUUACUUUUUUCUUCUGUUGUGUAGAAACUUUCUGUAGUGCAAGCACAAUGGGAGCUGUAGGAUGACUUGAUUUUCAUUUCUCUGUUAGCAAGCUUUUUAGUCUGUAAAUAAAACAUAUUUCCUAAGGUUCCAGCAAUGCAUACAUAGAACAUUCCAGACACUGAUGAUUGCUGUUUUGCUGUUGUGCUUGAGGUUGUUCUGUUAAUUUGAGUUUUCCAAUUUCUUGUAUUUGUUGAACCUUUUUUGGAACUGUUUUGCUGAAUAUAGGGUUUGGAAUGAUUUUGGUCCUGCAUUUGUCCAUGGUAAAACUUACCCAUAAACAAGACAAAAUCAGUUAAUCUGUGCCCAGUGGCUUGAGAUGUAUGUUCCCUGGUCUCAUUGCACUCCUUUUAGCCCUGGUCCUAGGUGUGUGCAAGAGUACAAGUCAUGUCAUGCUAAUAAAAAUUAAUUUUUGCUUUUUGUUUCUGCAACAUUGGCUUUCUCAGCCAGAAGCUCAUUGUCAGGUUGCUGCCAGUAGACUGGAGAAUGGGCUCAUAGGACUUCAAAUACAAAUUUAGUUUGUAUGUUGGCAUAUUGGCUUCCUGUUCUCUGGUGUAUGAACUGUACAUUGUAAAACAAAUCCUACCUUUUAAUAAAGAACUAGCCCGCAGCAUCCAGUAAA
Calypte anna (Anna's hummingbird) is the source of this 2642-nucleotide messenger RNA. RefSeq names its product vacuolar ATPase assembly factor VMA21 (gene VMA21). Bases 108 to 461 code for a protein of 117 amino acids. The record is from RefSeq and is a predicted model, not a curated record. Lineage: Eukaryota; Metazoa; Chordata; Aves; Apodiformes; Trochilidae. Gene Ontology annotation, biological process: vacuolar proton-transporting V-type ATPase complex assembly. Gene Ontology annotation, cellular component: endoplasmic reticulum membrane. The transcript has 4 exons.